AAUUGUUAUCCAAUGGAUGAUAAUUGUUAUAAAGAGUUUAAUAAUCCUAAUUUAUUUUUAUUAAUGGAUUAUUGUGAACCUGGAUCUUUAUGGGAUGUACGAAACAAAAAACCACAAAAACGAUUUAAUGAAGUUGAAGUUGCUUUUGUGAUGCGUGAGGUUUUGAAAGGAUUGGAAUGUAUUCAUGGAUUAGGAAUUAUACAUCGAGAUAUUAAAGCUCAAAAUAUUCUAAUAAGUAAUGAUGGUGGUGUUAAAAUAGCCGAUUUUGGUUCCUCUUCAUUACGAUGUCGUGCGAAAUUAAAACUUGGUACAUUAUAUUGGAUGGCUCCCGAAGUAUUAAAAGAUCAAAUUUAUGAUUGUAAAAUAGAUAUUUGGUCUCUAGGUAUAUUGGCCAUCGAACUUUUUGAGGGAAGGCCCCCAUGGUAUCCUAUGGGUCAACGAAGGGUUGUUGAACUUAUAAGAACCGUAGGUACACCACCAUUACCAUCAGGAAUAUCUCCUGAUUUUGAAUCAUUCCUUCGAGAUUGUUUAAUAGUUGAAGCUAAAUGUAGACCUG
Molecule: messenger RNA, 556 nt
Organism: Scutellospora calospora
Lineage: Eukaryota; Fungi; Glomeromycota; Glomeromycetes; Diversisporales; Gigasporaceae
Source: the annotation of a GenBank genome assembly